CGUGGGCAACAUCUCACGUCCUGGUGUCAGUGUUAUUAUUCUGUCAAAAUUUGAAAUAAUACUGCAUUGAUUCUUUUUGUUUUUUAGUGAGUUUUUUGUUAUAAUUCACGUGUUAACAUCGGUGCGUUUUAUAUUGUGUGGUGAUUAACAUUUAAUUAAUUGUUGAUUAAAUCUUCAAACGAUUGUCCUUAUGAAUGAAAUAAUUAAAAAUGAAUGAAGAUCUUAUGCAACGAAUUAAAAAUACUUUACAAUCAGAAUCAUAUUUUAUGAAUGAUACUUGGUUAAGAGAUUGUAUAGAAUAUUUCACUUCAGAAAAUAACACACUAGUGUACAAUGAAAUAUUAAAAUUUGUGAAAACGCAAUGGCAAUUAAGUGAUUUACGUGAAAUCAACAAUGAUAAUGGAUGUCUACCAAGGGAUCUUAAUAAAUAUAUGUAUAAGGUCUUACACGGAUCUUAUAUUCUUCAGGUGAACAAAAUGUAUGAUAUAUCAACUUCAAAAUAUAAGCAAUUAGAACGAAUACGUAAUGUUUCUAAUGUUAAUAUAGAAGCAACGGAAGAUGUCAAACCUCAAAUGUGGGAGCCUAAAGCUAAGAGGAUGCUUCUAUUACAUCUAACGGAUGGUUUACAAGAUGUUAUUGGUAUAGAAUACAAAACCAUUUCAUCCUUACAAGAUACAUUAAUACCCGGAUAUAAAAUAAUGAUCAUUGGACCAGUGACAUGCAGAAGAGGUGUUAUUUUAUUAGAAGCCACUAAAUUCAAAGAAAUUGGAGGAGAGGUUGAAAGUUUAUCUAUCAGCAAUGCAUUAGAAAAUGUUCUAGCUCGUGCUUUGAAUUGUCCAGAAAAUCCAGAUCCAUAUAAUGAUAAAGACAGUCAGGAAAUUAAUAACACACCGUUGCCUGCUACAAAUGAUUUUUUUGAAGAUGAUUUUGAAGUCAAUUUGGAAGAACUUACACAAAUUGAACAACGCAAUCAGGAAAUGAAUAAUAUACGAAGUACAAAUAAUGCAUUAAAUUCUGCAAGUACGCAGAAUAAUUUAUCUAAUCGAUUGAACAUCACGCAACCAACUUUUGUCAAUUCGAUAAAUCCAAUUAAUGAUAAUAAUAUGUAUCAAAGUAAUAAUAUUAGUGAAGCUUUAGAUAUGGAUGAUGAGUUGUUAGAAAUGAUUGAAGAAGAUCAAUUUAUCACAUCUACUUCAUGUACGUCUACUACAAAUACAUUUAAGAAUACUGAAAGCACGGAUAGAGAAAAGAACUUGGUCAAAUCUUUUCGAGUAUUACCUAAAGAAGAUAAUGAUUAUAACAUGGAAGACAAUAUUGUAGUAGUGAAAGAUAAAGAUAAUUGGAUAGAACCCUUUAACAAAAAAGAUAAUAUUAAAGAAGAAAGUGAUAUAUAUUUUCCAGAAGAUGAUUUUAAUUUUGAGGAUUUAGAUGCAAUCGAAAUAGCGGAAACGAAGCCGCCUACGAUACAAGAAACUACAGAAUCUGAUGUAAAAGGGCAUUUUUUACCAAGCAAAUUGUUUCUGAAAAAUACUAAUACUGUUAAAAGCAAAAAUUCUUGUGAGACAUUUAAAUUGAAGACAAAUAGUACUAAUGGAAACAAAGCAUCUACUAGCAUGCAAGUUGAUUCUCAAAAAGAAAUUGGAAUUAAAAGACCUGCGGCAUUAAUAUCACCAUCGCUUAUAAAACCGAAAAAAAGUUGUAUUAAAGAAACAUCAAGUCAAGAGAAAGGUGUUAGAAAAAUUUCCGACUUUAUGAAAAAUAAUCAAUUUCAAGAAGAAAUACCAGCGAAGAUUUGUGAUUUCAUUUGCGAUAUUAUCAAUGAAAUAGUUGAAGAGAUAACAUUUAAAACUGUACGAGGACAAUUCAUCACAUUUGGUAAAUUAUCGAAGAAAAAUCUUUGUUGGCAAUUGGAUGGAACGAUAUCUGAUAAAACUGCAGCAUUAGAUGUUGCUGUUGCUUCUGAGUUUUCUCAAAAAAAGAAACUCGCAAAAGUCAACUGUAAUGUAGAACAUGAAUUAAGAAUGGCUUGCCGUAAUGCGGAACAAAAAUUGAAAGAAUUGGAUGCGUUAUUAGAAUUAGAAUUAAAUCCAAAUCAAAAAGCAAAAGUUGUAAAUAUUAGGCCUUUAACUGAUCAACAAAGGAUAUUAAUUGAUAAAAGAUUAAAGGCAUUGAAGAUUUAAAUUACAAUCCUAUUUUAUAUUAUUUAUACUAUUAUUAUACAAAGCUCUCUUUACAUUUAUUUUUUUAUUUAUUGAUAAACUAUUUAAGUAAGAUAAUGAAUACUUGAAUAUAAUUAUAAAAGACUUGAGAAAUUCUAAAUUUAGUAAGGACAUCGAGAAUUGUACAAAUUAGGGAAAUAUAAUCAUUGGAAUUAAAAAGUGACACGUAAUAGGUAAUUUACUUCAUUAUUUUGAACUUAUUUAAUAUAAAACAUAUUAUAAUGUAAAUGAUAUAACAAAUUACGUAUUUUAGGUAUUAGAAAAUUAACAAUAUUUUGUUUAAAUCGUCAUUUUUCAUAUUUACAUAUACACACACA
Messenger RNA from Polistes dominula (European paper wasp), 2536 nucleotides. RefSeq lists its product as uncharacterized. The record is from RefSeq and is a predicted model, not a curated record. NCBI's taxonomy places the organism in Eukaryota, Metazoa, Arthropoda, Insecta, Hymenoptera, Vespidae. Gene Ontology annotation, biological process: double-strand break repair via homologous recombination; resolution of meiotic recombination intermediates. Gene Ontology annotation, molecular function: nucleotide binding. Gene Ontology annotation, cellular component: RecQ family helicase-topoisomerase III complex; nuclear body.